Molecule: messenger RNA, 1972 nt
Organism: Rhipicephalus sanguineus (brown dog tick)
Lineage: Eukaryota; Metazoa; Arthropoda; Arachnida; Ixodida; Ixodidae
Gene: Ufsp2
Product: ufm1-specific protease 2
Exons: 13
Coding region: 211-1956 (581 amino acids)
Source: RefSeq, a predicted model, not a curated record
CUUUGAAGGGUUUGCCCAGUUUGCCUUUGAUCGACGUGAACAGCUGUGAACUAACGCGGAUUAGUUGUCAUGCUGUGGUCUUGAUGGACAGCAAACUCCUCCUCAAGGUCUCGUUGUCCGCAAUACUUUGACCGUGACUUAGGACGGGAAAAGACAAACUUUAGCCUCGAAAGUGCGACUGGCGAGACUUCCGCCUUGAGGACAGCGAUCAUGCCUCCCGCUUGCGACGUGGUCCUUUCGGAGCUGCUCUGUCAAAGACUGCUAAAGCACCCGCUCAGCUCAAGUCCGACGCUUGGCUACGUAUUCGGCCACAUCUCCAAAAGAGGCAUCCAGUGCAUAGGCUGUGCUGUGCAGAACGAUGGAGUUGUGCGUUCAUUCGGGUACUCUGUGGUUGGUGUGUUCUGUCUCUCAAACAGCCUCUCUGACAACGAGGUUUACGAACUCUGCCACCCACUCGUGCUCAAGUACCAGCAGGAAGGUGCCAUGGGCAACCUUGAAGUGGCAGUGAUUCUACACACAGACACGAGCAACACGGCCAUUUCAACGCAGCUUGUUUCCCUCGAGGCAGACUGCCCUCUGGAACCCAAAUCGGUCACUGUGGCGCCGGAUGUGCACAUUGGCACGUGCACGGUUCGAGCUCGUGCCUCUCUGAUGAUGCCCUUUGAGAUGGACCCCAACCCUAAGUUCCUGCAACAGAAUUUGGAAGUGGCUGCAUCACGGAUCAAACGCCGCCUUGUGGCUGAUGUGCUGUCAUUCCAGUUGGACGGCAGUGGCGUACUCAUGCGACGCAACUCUCCUGAAAAGGCGCUUUCUGACUUGGUUGACCAGUCAGGUGACGGGACCAAGCAGCGGCGCCUCAAGAACAGUCAGAGGAUUUUCAGCUUUGCUGUUCUGGUGCAAUGUACAGGGGAGGCUGCGGUGGAUGCUUGCGGAAAAUCGUGCACGCCUGUCAUCCAUUACCAGAGAAGAACAUUUAAGAGUGGCUCUGUGGUGCUGCCUUUGGAUGUGGUGGCCACAGUGGGAGUAGAAGAUCCUGUCCCCGACAUUGUUGACCUGCUGGCCCAAGAGUUGGCCAACCAGGUGGAUCAAUUGGUGUCCUGCAUUGCACAUUUUUUCAAGGGUGAUAGCAUCUGUAGUGCACAGCCAUUCCACUACUGGCCUGCCGAAUGUGGUCACUGGGUCACCGUAGUCUACCCCGACGGCGUAUCCCAAGAGAAGUUGUUGUCCCGCCGUCGCGAGCUGCACAGGCUGCUCCUUCUGCCUGAGGACUGGCCGCACUUUCGCAAGUCCAAUGCCUACGCAUUCCCUGAUGACCUGGCAUCGGAACCCUACCUCCGCAAUGUCCAUGUUGGCCUCAGUCCCCCAGCAGGAUGUGAGGUGCGGCUGGUGUUUGGCCAGUACAGGUAUCGACAUUACCAGCAGGACCGGAUGGACGACAAUGGGUGGGGCUGUGCAUACCGCUCGCUGCAGACCAUCAUCUCGUGGUUCCAGCUUCAAGGUUACACCGACUGUGCCACUCCAACUCACCGCGAAAUACAACAGAUAUUGGUGGACAUUGGAGACAAGCCUUCUUCAUUUGUCGGCUCGAAACAAUGGAUCGGCUCCCAAGAAGUAGGCUUCUGUCUCAACAGGCUGCUCGAUGUGGAGUGUCGAACGAUGUUUGUGAGCUCUGGUGCCGAGUUGCCAACCAAGAGUCGUGAACUUAUGGCACAUUUUGAAAAGCACGGCACUCCAGUCAUGAUUGGAGGUGGAAUGCUGGCGCACACCAUCAUUGGAAUCGCUUUUGACAGCAAAACGGGUGAAUCGCACUACCUUGUGCUCGAUCCACACUAUACAGGCGGCGAGGAUCUGUCCACGGUGCAAAAUAAGGGCUGGUGUGGCUGGAAAGGAGCGAACUUCUGGGACCAGAACUCCUUUUACAACCUCUGCCUGCCACAGCGGCCUGUUGUCAUCUGAGCUUAUAUCUCGGAAA